Molecule: messenger RNA, 5045 nt
Organism: Bombyx mori (domestic silkworm)
Lineage: Eukaryota; Metazoa; Arthropoda; Insecta; Lepidoptera; Bombycidae
Gene: bc10
Product: bladder cancer-associated protein
Exons: 1
Coding region: 148-384 (78 amino acids)
Source: RefSeq, a predicted model, not a curated record
AAGAUUGGAUAAAUUCUACAGAUUUUAUUUCAUAGCAAUAGCGUUACGACUCUUUUAAAAAUAUUAACUUAUCUGCAAUAUGCCGAUUUCGACACAAGUAUUUCAAAUUUAUCGUUCUUCACUGUAAUUUAUUAAUCGUACAUCAAGAUGUAUUGUCUGCAAUGGCUGAUUCCCGUUCUUCUAAUACCAAAGCCUGUGAACCCGGCAUUGGUGAAUACUCAUGUAAUGUUCAUGGUGUUAUAUUUAAUAGGAUUUUUCUUAGAACGGAAACCCUGUACGGUAUGUAGCGUCGUCUUCCUAGUGACUGUGAUUUUAAUAUGCUACAGCGGUAUCGGUAAUUGUUUGUUUUGGAAUCAAUGUGAAACGGAAAAGUAUGAUUCCUAACCGUGCUCUUAUUCUUCCAAAGUGAAAACUCUGUGCUCAAGAAGGUGACUUUCCGUCAAGAAGCGAGAUUUGGAAGCAUAACCAACAGCCGUUAUCUAUAUAAAUAAUUCUACAGUCACUGACAUUGUGAGUAACAGUAAUAAUUGACUACGAAUAUUAAAUUCUAAAGUUUAUUCAAUGCUAAUAUAUUGAAUAACUCGAGACGAUGACGAAUUCAUUCAAAAUUACCAUAUAGUAAUGUUCAUAAUACAUUUCAUAUUUACAAAUGGAAAAACUUCAUUUAGUACCUAUACUCUGUUCGAAAAACAAAUAUCUAAAUCAAAUGAAUACUUGAUAUUAAAAUAAACUAGCACUUCUUUGUAUUCAUAAUUUUUGUUAAGUAUAAGUAUUGAUUCUAAGUAUGAAAAAAAAUAUGUAUCUUCUCAUUAAAUAACAUUUCUUAAAGUUAGACAAUGUUACAAAUCUAUAUUGAAAAUUGAUUAUUCAAUGCCCAAAACAUGUACAUUGUGCAAAAAAGCAUGUUUUUAAUUUAGUUUUUUUUUUCUUUAAUUGGUCAAAAACGCUAUACAGUAAAGUUGAAUCAAACUGCAAUACUUAUAGAAUACAAAAAAUGUAAACAAUUCAAUUAUAACUAUUAAUUCAUUCUCAUUUUAAUAGACAGCAAAAUUGUGUAGAAUUAGAAAAAGUAAAGGAUGGAAUCGUAAAAGUUGAAAGAUCAUCUUUAUUUGAAGCAUUUGCUUUAAAGAUUGACUGUAAAAAUAUAUUUCAAAUUCAGUUAAAAUAGUAUAUUAUGUUUAGGUUUUCACAAUUCACAAAGACUAGAUUAAAUACUUUCCAGAUCGUUUUGCAUAAUUUUGUUAAAAAAUUUGUAUUCCAGUACUACUAUUGUAAAAACUUUAAAAAUGCAUAAAUUGUGAUACUAACAACAAGAUUAUAUAAAAAAAAUUUUAGUCAUAUUUCAUCAUUUGGAAAGUAUUUCAAAUAUUGUAAAGUAAUAUGAAAAAAAGUAUAAGUUUUAUUAUAAUAAGAAAUUUAUAAACUAUUCACAAAGGGUGUAAUGUCAUUACAUUAGACCUUUUUCAUGAAAUAUAUAGUAGUGUAUCAAACAUAAAUAACCUCUAUACUUUUGCUGGGGACAUUGCAGACGUACAACUAAAAGCCACAACCUCCCAUUCGUCCAUAAUAAUCAUUACAAAUUUAUUCACUAUGAUGUGAAUAAGUCAGGAAAUUGCAAUAUUAUCAAGUUUUGAACACACUUGAAUAUAUGCAAAAACAGCCAUCUAAACUCUGUAAUGAAUGAAGUAGUUAGUCAAAGAAAUUAUCUCAAUAUAUUUUUCAUAUUUUUUAUUUGACUCUAAUAAAAUGUGACAUUUUAAAAUCUUUUAUCCUUCAAUUUUAGAAUAGUCAUGUUGUUAUAAUUUUGGAAGUAAACAUUUUUUAGCAAUAAGACCUCCAGUUUUAAUUUUAUGUAAUCCAACCUUAAAUACCACUCCAUACUUGGGAAUAUCUAACUUUCCAUGUAUAGCAGUCCACUCCAUGUAUGGCCGGUAAAAAAUAGUUAACAAAAAAAAAGGAAAUUUGCAAUAACUCGUAGGAUUUCAUUCUUACCCUACAACUUGAUGUAUUCGGUAUUGAAUUUUAAUUCAGAAUGAAAUAUAAUAUUGCAUUUUCUCUAGACAAAAAGUCACUUUACAAUCCCAGACAUUGGUACAUAAAAUGAUAAACUAGUGAACACACAAGCAUUUCCCAAGAGGCCAAGGACAGAUUACCAAGAAAAAAGUAUUCUAUAUCAUAAUUCAUAGCAGAAUAUUCUAAAAAUCUGUUGAGCCAUUUUUGCGUUAAUUUAUAUACUAUACAUAUAUCCAAACAAACAACCUUUCACAUUUUAAUAUUAGUAUAGAUUGUUUAAAUGAACAUAAGUACAUUUAGAGUACCCUAAGUAAAUUCUCAUAUUGAAAGUAAAGAAUUAAAUGUUGUAGCUUAUCCAUAUUUCGAUUUUCACUGACUAAUAUAAAUAUUUCAUGAAAAAAAACGUUUUAUAUGAUUAUAUUUUUUAUUAAUUUAUUAAUAUGUUAAAAGAUCUUAAGACGAGUAAGUUAGUGUUUAAUGUAUUAUAUUUAUUCGGGUUUAGUAUGUUGUGUAAUGAAAUUUUUCUGCCUUUUUACAUUUGUAACAGAUUAACUGAACAUUUUUUUAAAUCUAAAAAUAUUAUGUACUCAUAUACAAAAUAAAAAUCUUACAGUAGACUCUAAUUUGCAGUUUAACAGUUAAGGACCCUGAAUAAAUCUUAAAAACUACUUGAUAUACAAAUGUAAAUCAAUACAUUAGCCUAUACUAAACAUUGUAUUCAAAAACAAUUGAGUAAGUAAUUCAUAAUUACUAUUCCAAUCAGGAAGUAAUUUGUUAAAUAAAGCAACCUUGACUCAAACGCUUGAAGCUGGUUCAUGAUUUGUAUAAAUUAAAAGUCGAUACGUGGUGAUUACAUUUUUUUGAAUAUUUCGUCUACCUACUUUUUCGUCUAUCACAAAUACUUGCAAUAGGCGAUCUCAAACGCUAACUUUAAACAAAAUGCAUCAUAUUCGGUUGCAUCAAAAUGACUAAAAUUAAAAGCUUAAAAUUAAUAUCAGCAACCCACGCAAAUAAAAUUUGAUUUGUUUCUCUAAAGACGUCCUUAAAAACACUUUAUUUUAGUCUUCCUUGACAACGAAAUCUGUACAUAGUAUUCCAUUUGUUCGACACGCAAAAUAAACACAAGAUGAAGUAAAUAACAAUUGAAUAAUAACUUUUUGUAAAUUUUCUAAUAUUUACAUUACAAUAUAUAUGUAGAUAUUGAUUAGCAAAGGUAAUUUGUCACUGCUUCCUAACAUAGAAUUUUAAACUAUGUAAAUAAAUAAUAUUAGAAAGUCAUAGAAUAUAGUCGCUUAUUGAAAAACGACACAAAAUGAAGACGAUUUGUGAAAUUGCAUAUACCUAACCUGAAUGAUUUUGUAUACACGUCUGGAGCACGGACCUAAUCUGUUACAGGCAGGCAAACAGCACCAUUACUGUUUUUUCAUCAUUCUGCUGCCCUUCUCUCAGUCACCUGGGGUCGGCGCAACAUGUUUUCUCCUUCCAUACUCUUCCUCUAUCAUAUACCAUAUCUUCGCAGCAAUAUUACUGUUUAGUGGGGAAUUUUUUGACUCCUUUUUUCCUUCUUUUGCUGAUAGCCCUGACAGGCUAUUUCAGCUUCUCCUUGACGUGUAGGUGAGCUCACGGAGCUCAAACCGCAGUGUUGCUAACACUGGCCCUAGCAAGAGCAGUGCUUCGCAGGAUGGGAAACGCGACCCACUAAGAAGAUCCGGCGAAAAAUUCAGUAGGCUGUGUCUAUGGGAAGUUCCUUUGAGGCAACUCGUCGUUUAUAAUCCCUACUCGCCCGGUUACGCUGGCAUAACCCCCUAAAUUACCAGCAUAUGUAGGAAAAAGACCCUACUGUUUACACUCCGUCACGCUUGCCAAAGCAUAAUAUGAUGAAAAUUUAAACAAUUUAAUUAAAACUAAGUACCUACUUAUUUUCACGGUUAAGUAAUUUUCGACGCAAACACAUGUAAUUAUCGUUAUCAAAUCAAUAUCCGCUAUAUUCUUUUAAUAUGAUUUAAGUAAAUUAUAUAUAUAUUUACGUUGGUCAUACCUAAGAAAAUAAAAUCAAAAUUUCGUAAUCUCUAAAAAGUGUACAUAGCCGAUACUAAUAAAGUCGUUACUAUUAUAGUCGAUGGCUAUUUUAUAUAAACGUGCAGAUAUGCGUUUUCUCAAUAUCGUCUUUAUUAAAUGUUGACUUUUGCCAUUAUUGAUAAAUCAGAGGUACAUCGUUUGUUGAAUAUUCUAAUUAAUUGCAUUAGAAAUACAAAUAUAGAGCGUGAAUACUGUAUAUCAAAUGUUUAAUCUUCUGUGAUAGUAAGUUAGGAUUAAUUUGCGAUCAUUUGUUUUAUUAGAAUAUUAGUGAAUGAUUUGAUCCUAAAAACGAGGUAACAACAGAAGUGACUAUGAAAUGGUGUAAAUAGUAACGCAAUUUACGUGGAACCUUUUAUUUAUUUAUUUACUUUCAUCAUUCUACGUUCACUGUUCGAAUUAUAAUCGAUCUUGUGCUCCAUUCCUGCUAAACCGCUGCGAAAUGAUGGGUCACUAUUCUGUGUCGAACUGUUUAUCGUAACACAAUUAUUAUCUAUAAUCAUUGUUGCAGGCCGUUUUAUGAAUAAUAUAAGGGUUUUUGUCGACUAAAUCUAAGGGCCAAUCUAACUAAUAAUUCUAUAUCAUGUAUCUGUCACUAGACGUUCACUUUUGAACUUUAAAAGGCUUUUUAUAAAACUUUUUAUUACUUACAAGGAAGUGAGUUGAACUGCGUCGUUAGUCAAAUAAAAGGUGAGAUUAAUCCUUUAAAAAUUAAAUGUUUACUUUUCUUUCAGUAUUAACGAGGUCACAAUAGUAUAACUCAGUUUUGUAACCUCAUUUUUAUGAUCUAAUGAUUGGAAAAUGUGCCGUUCUGUACUUAUGCAUCUAAAAUAUCUAUUAGGUAUUGUUAUGUAUGUAGACUACAUUAAUUGUGAUAAUCCCUGUACAGUUACUUGUUAUUGAUGUUAUGUAUUAAUUAACUGUAUUUAAUAUACAAUAAACAUGGGAUUGAUUGA